CUUGGCCUCCCAAAGUGCUGGGAUUACAGGUGUGAGCUACUGCACCUGGCCUGAGAUGAGAAUUUAAAAUAAUGCUUUGGGUUCUGUGAUCUAGACAACAAUUUCUUUUGUUGCUAAUUAGAUGAAAGGUAUAGAAAGUAAAAUGAUUGGGCCCCCGGAGAAGCAGGAUUUUCCCCAGGGAAUCCAACAAAUCCAGAGAAUGUCUUUGUUACGGGAGGAUUGUUGUUUUAGUUAAAGAUGUGCUUUGGAAAUGUCUUCUUCCUUCAUGUUAGUAUCAUGAUCAUUAUCAUGUUAAAAAAAAAAAAAAAAUUUACAAACCACCUGGCCACCCAGAGCAGAAUUACAGUCAGCACUCUGUUUCCCCAGGUCCUGAAUCCUUGGAUUCAACCAACCUCAGCACUCUGUUUCCCCAGAUCCUGAAUCCUUGGAUUCGACCUUGGGCGGGGGAAAAAGAGUGGUUGCUUCUGUACUGAAUAUGUACAGGCUUUUUUUUUUUCUUGGCAUUAUUCCCUAAGGAAUACAGCAUAACAACUGUUUACAUAGCAUUUACAUUGUAUUCGGUAUUAUAAGUAAUUUAGAGAUGAUUUAAAGUACAAGAAAGGCUGUGCAUAGGUUAUAUGCAAAUACUACAUCAUGUUAUAUCAGGGACUUAUGCAUUUGUGGACUUUGUAUCCUCAGAGGUCCUGGAACUCAUCCCUGGAACAGGGACGACUGUACUUAAUACGCUGUCCAAAAUGAAUUGGACUGCCAGCAUUCUCUACUUUUUCAUGUAUUACUCUUAGGUCAGGGGAAAAAACAAAUCUCUGUAUUUUAUAAUUAAGAAUGAAUCCCUGAGUCAUUUGACUUCUUCAAUGACAGAGCAAGCCACGUAAAAAUACCCUUCCAAGGAAAGCCAUCAGGGAGCCUCAGAAUGGGUACAGUUUCACCCCAUUUACCUAACCUUUUCUGCCAGUGCAGCUGAGCCUCUCAACGCGACUUUAACAAACUCUCUCUGAGCCAGUCUUCUCAGUGCCAUCUUUGCUUUCAUUCAACUUUACAUGUCUAGUGUUGCUGCUCAAACCUGUGUCCCCUCAAGUCCUUUCCCAACUAAAGGAUGGUGGUUAAUUGACAAUAGACAAACAAGUCUCAGAACAAUUAUGAGGGUGUAAUGAAGUGUGCAUUCGUACAUGCAAUUAAAUAGAGGAAAGAUGCAGGAGGGAAUGUGUACACAAUCCUCCUCCAGCUGGCACGCCCUGCCUGGAGGUGCUCCUCCACUGGAAGCCUGUUGUGUGCUCCUCUGGCAAGGAGAUGAAGUCCCAGAUUUUUAGUGCCUCAUGCAAGGUCUUUUCCACCUCCUUCACUAGUUGACUUAGCCUGGCAUGUAGCAAACUCUCAGUGUCAUCUGCCUCCAACACAGUUUUCCCCAGGUCUUUCGUACCUUGGCCUUCACAUGGGAAGCCAAGAGAUGCUGAGCACAUGGAGGAGGGCAAUCUUUUCCCCCUUUGAUUAUUAUUUUUUUAAUUCAUUGAGAUUCUAAGUCCUCUGUCAUUUCAAAGAAAGGAUACUCUCUUUCCUUUGGAGCUAUGUUCUACAUAUCAUCCUAAGUGGAAAAAAAUCAUUAAAUAGGCCGGGCGUGGUGGCUCACGCCUGUAAUCCCAGUACUUUGGGAGGCCAAGGUGGGCGGAUCGCUUGAGCCCAAGAGUUCAAGACCAGCUUGGCCAACGUGGCGAAAUCCCGUCUCUUCUACAAAUACAAAAAUUAGCUGGGCGUGGUGGCACAUGCCUGUAAUCCCAGCUACUUGUGAGGCUGAGGCAGGAGGAUUGCUUGACCCCAGGAGGUCAAGGCCGCAGUGAGACAUGAUGGUGCCACUGCACUCCAGCCUGGGUGACAGAGUCAGACACUGCCUCAAAGGAAAAAAACCAAACAUACCUCAAAUAAUGUCUGCAAAAUAAAAGACUAUGAACGGAAUAUGGAGAAAGCCUCUAAGAUGGCCCCAGGGGAGUGUUAACAUGUCUAGCCUGAUUAAUUGGCUAGUUUGGGAAUAAUUCUAUCCAAAGUGAGUGACAAGGCAUGGCUGGCUAGUGUCAACUUUGUCCUCAGCUAUAGUUAAAGGCAGGCCUGGAGGGCUGACUUGUUCAGUCUCAGUAGCAAAAAAGUGCAUGGUGUCUGGAUAAGCAGGUUGUACAGCCUAUUAGAAAAGAAAGGUAACAGUCUUCCUCUAAUGCAAUAAGGGAUUUUUUUUAAAGUUCUCCUGUCAAGAUUUUUUAAUACCAGAAUCUGAGAGUGGAGAAAAUUGGCCCAAGGACAGACAAAAGAGCUGGGAGGAAAAUCGACUAUAUUUUUCAACACACAAUGCCAUUUGAAGUACUGGAUUGAGUACGGAAGUAUUACGAACAUUCCUAAUUUGGUUAGUGUCUAUAUUUCUUAAUAUAGUAAUGCUAUUAAUGUCUGUCUCCUAAGUUUGUAUAAAUCCAAACCCCCAUGUUAUUGGCCAGUUGGAAACAAUAAUGUAAACAGACUCUGUUGCCCAAAUUAAGUUAUGUGCACCGAAUGCUUUGUCAAACUGUAACUAUUUUAAUGUUCAUUCUAAGCCACAAAUCUUUGCCAAAGAAGAUACUGAAUUACUCUCUUUUGUUUAGGAGUAGAAUACACAAUAACCUAAUAUUUAAAAGUAUUAUUCAGAAGAAGAAAAACUUAGGAUUGAAUUUUUCUUUAUCAUAAAUUUUAGAUCAUUCUCUUUGCUCGAUUCCAUAGAAGACACUAAGAAUUAGACUGAACUGCUUUCUCAUUGUAUUGUUUUCUACUUGACCUAAAAAUCCAGGGGUGGGUUAUAUAGAGAGUUUAUUUAGGAGACUUUGGUAAGGGAGAGAGAAAAAUAAUGUACAAGCUGGAAACGCAUGAAAAAUGUAAACAAUGAAAGUUAGAAGAAUGGAAGCGACAGUGUGCUCAGGAAAUGAUGUGUCAUUUGGUCGGAGUUCAGGGUGCCCCUGAAUCCCAGGAGGGUAGCACUUGCUUUCCUGCCCAUUGUGAAGGCAAGGAAUCCGCGUGUUGUCCUAUCAAUUCCAUUCAUGGCAGGGUAGAGACUUUUCAAAUGGAAGAAAAUGUGCAUUAAAGGACAUUCUUUCUGCAUGGGGUGGGGUAGUGAACGUGUUGGGGUUGAGGCACGGAGUUGUUUAGGUCAGGUGAAUAGUGAGGGGAAAUGGGCAGGCAGUCAAUGGUUAAGUUGGUGUUUUGCAAGCCAUUUUAAGAGGAUACCAAAUAAAAUGCAUUAAUCUACAUUUCAUUAAAAAUUAGUUGGUGGGAAAGUGGAAAGUUGAAGAUGAGAACUUUCCAAGUAAAACAGCUUCAUACUCCUUGGCCAGAACACCACUAUAUUUACAAAUAGGGGAUAAAAACACCCACUUCCUAGGUGGUCCAUAAGCUUAACUGGGCAGGCAUAUGACACUUCUGAGCAUUUGAUGCCGUUCUCUGGGGGGGUUAAAGCCUGAAUGCCCACCAAAUCCCCUGUCUGAGCAUCAUUUGUGACCAAGAUUCAAAUUAUUUCCCAUGAAGCUCUAAGGUCUCAUAUAACUCAGUGGAUGUAGCUCACGACUUCUUCUUUUGACCCCAGUAUUCUAAGACAAACACCACAGCCGAAGCUGGAAGUGAGAGGAGAGGGGUUCGUUUCAGAGUCAGGAGCCCAAGGCGCCCCAGCAAUUUCAGACCCCCUGGGACAGGAACUCCUCCUCCACACGUUGGAAAACAGAAGCUAUUUUCUAUCCCGUGGGUUGCGCUGGAAGAGCUGAGAGGCCAGGCUGUGGAUCCUUGCCACGAACAACAAGAGAGGGCAAGUCCAGCCGCCUGCUAGGGGACUAGCAGGAAGCGGCACGCCUGCCAGAGCUCAUCACUUCAACUCUGGCUUUCACUGCGCUCAUUCCCUGAAUGGCAGUAACCAGGGGGCGGGGGUGGCAUGGGAAAUGAAAGAAAGAGAUAUGGGAAACUAAAUCUGCCGGGGGAAAGAGAGUUACCGGAGUUUUAGCAAAACAGCUAGCAGAUGCAAACGGGGAGGCAGAGGGAGGAGGGAAGGCUGGGCUUCAGCAACCUGCCACGGGGAUUUAAACAAAGGAGGUUUGAGAGAGGCGGGAUCUGGCUGUAAUAUCGGCACAGGGACAGAGACAGCAGCUGGACUCUCGGGAUGAAACGGAAUCGAUUCCCAGCGUCUCCAACAGGGCAGGAGUGAGUGGAGUAUGUUGCAAAAUAAGAACUCAGAGAAACGAGUGAGUUUGGAAAAAAGACUUACAGAUUUUGACGGUCUCUUGACAUUUCACCCUUCUUUGAGGCAUGCCUUUAUCAAUGCGUUACCUCUUCAUAAUUUCUGUCUCUAGUGUAAUUAUUUUUAUCGUCUUCUCUGUGUUCAAUUUUGGGGGAGAUCCAAGCUUCCAAAGGCUAAAUAUCUCAGACCCUUUGAGGCUGACUCAAGUUUGCACAUCUUUUAUCAAUGGAAAAACACGUUUCCUGUGGAAAAACAAACUAAUGAUCCAUGAGAAGUCUUCUUGCAAGGAAUACUUGACCCAGAGCCACUACAUCACAGCCCCUUUAUCUAAGGAAGAAGCUGACUUUCCCUUGGCAUAUAUAAUGGUCAUCCAUCAUCACUUUGACACCUUUGCAAGGCUCUUCAGGGCUAUUUACAUGCCCCAAAAUAUCUACUGUGUUCAUGUGGAUGAAAAAGCAACAACUGAAUUUAAAGAUGCGGUAGAGCAACUAUUAAGCUGCUUCCCAAACGCUUUUCUGGCUUCCAAGAUGGAACCCGUUGUCUAUGGAGGGAUCUCCAGGCUCCAGGCUGACCUGAACUGCAUCAGAGAUCUUUCUGCCUUCGAGGUCUCAUGGAAGUACGUUAUCAACACCUGUGGGCAAGACUUCCCCCUGAAAACCAACAAGGAAAUAGUUCAGUAUCUGAAAGGAUUUAAAGGUAAAAAUAUCACCCCAGGGGUGCUGCCCCCAGCUCAUGCAAUUGGACGGACUAAAUAUGUCCACCAAGAGCACCUGGGCAAAGAGCUUUCCUAUGUGAUAAGAACAACAGCGUUGAAACCGCCUCCCCCCCAUAAUCUCACAAUUUACUUUGGCUCUGCCUAUGUGGCUCUAUCAAGAGAGUUUGCCAACUUUGUUCUGCAUGACCCACGGGCUGUUGAUUUGCUCCAGUGGUCCAAGGACACUUUCAGUCCUGAUGAGCAUUUCUGGGUGACACUCAAUAGGAUUCCAGGUGUUCCUGGCUCUAUGCCAAAUGCAUCCUGGACUGGAAACCUCAGAGCUAUAAAGUGGAGUGACAUGGAAGACAGACACGGAGGCUGCCACGGCCACUAUGUACAUGGUAUUUGUAUCUAUGGAAACGGAGACUUAAAGUGGCUGGUUAAUUCACCAAGCCUGUUUGCUAACAAGUUUGAGCUUAAUACCUACCCCCUUACUGUGGAAUGCCUAGAACUGAGGCAUCGCGAAAGAACCCUCAAUCAGAGUGAAACUGCGAUACAACCCAGCUGGUAUUUUUGAGCUAUUCAUGAGCUACUCAUGACUGAAGGGAAACUGCAGCUGGGAAGAGGAGCCUGUUUUUGUGAGAGACUUUUGCCUUCGUAAUGUUAACCGUUUCAGGACCACGUUUAUAGCUUCAGGACCUGGCUACGUAAUUAUACUUAAAAUAUCCACUGGACACUGUGAAAUACACUAACAGGAUGGCUGGGUAGAGCAAUCUGGGCACUUUGGCCAAUUUUAGUCUUGCUGUUUCUUGAUGCUCACCUCUAUAUUAGUUUAUUGUUAGGAUCAAUGAUAAAUUUAAAUGACCUCAGAUCUUUGCACCAGAUACUCAUCAUAUACAAAUGUUUUAGUAAAAAAGAGAAUUGUAGAUAAUACUGUCUAGGAAAAUAAGAAUUAGGUUUCUUUGAAGAAGGAAUCUUUUAUAACACCUUAACAGUCACCACUGUGCUCAACCAGACAGAUAGUGAAACAGCUUUCUGGGUAAUUCACCAAUUUCCUUUAAAACAUAAGCUACCUGAAUGGAGAAUACAUCUUGUUUCUGAGUUUCAACACUAGCAUUUUUGGCUUACUCAUGGACAAAGUUCUGUAUAUAGUAUAAAGUCAUUAACAAGAAACAGGAUAUGCUUUAAGACAGAAUUCACUGUCUGUUGCUUCAGUAAAAGGACCUCGGGGAAUAAAACAUUUCUCUCUUAUAUGCCAGAAUGUAGGCUGGUCCCUAUGUCAUGUCUUCCAUUAAGAACACUAAAAAGUCCUUGCAAGAAUGGAGAUAUGCAUUCAAGAGAGGUGCUAUCACAUAGAUCUAGUCUGAAGUCUGGAACACUUUCCUCUUCUAUGACCCCUCUCUCCCCAGUAUUAUCUUACUUGCAAAAUGGAGACCAAAUUCUAUCCUGUGAGGCUUUUAAUUGCACCAUAGUAUGCUCUGAGUAGCUUUACACUGCCUGGUACUGAUAGUAGUGGCUCGAUUUUUAAGAGCCUUCAAUUGUAGAUGAACAUCUCUGUUAUUUAUCCCUCAUUCAUCCAUCCGUUCAUUCAUUCAGCCUUCAAUCAACAUCUCUUGAGUGUCUAUUAUGUACAGGACAUGUACUGAGACAAAAAGGAAACAUAAGAGCUUUUUCACUCUAAAAAUCUUGGCAAUAAUGUCAACACCAGAAAGCCUCCUCUGGAGAAUCUUACAGAGUGAUUGUAGUUUAAUACAGGAACACACAGGGCUGUGUAGCAUGAUACCAGGCCCAGGAGAUCAGUAAUUACAAAUUAAGGGUUAAAUCAGAGAUUAUUCAACAGAGAGGGAGAAAGGAGGAGACAGAGGGAGGACCUGUUGUGUUCCAGCCAUUCUGGUAUUCCUUUAUGUAUCUAAUUUCAUUCAAACCUCACAACAGUCUUGUGAGGCCCUUAUAUAAUUACUCCCAUUUUGCAGAUGAAGUAACUGAGGCUUAGAAAGGUUAAUAGCACCGGGGAACAAUUUCUCUGGGUGAGAAUUGGGACUCUGUUGCUGGUCUUCUCAGUUCAUUUCCUGAGGUGGAUUUACUGAGAGAAGGUGAAAUAAAGCCAUAUUUAGUAUACCAGAGAAGGUAGAUUUUAAGAAUGGUCUCAGUGUUAAUACUGAGAAAAAGUCCUGUCAGUUCAGAAAAAAUGUGAAGUCUACUUUAGUAUUCCUGUAAUACUAAACCGUUGAGUUUCUAAAUAUUUAUUUAUUCUAACAAAAAGCAAUUACUACAAAUGGAUGACACAUUUAAUGAACACAAUUUUAUUUUUUUUCUGUAACUGUGCUUGUUGAAUGUCAAUCAUAUUUAAAGGGAAUGACUUUGAAGUAAAACCUUUUUUCUUGCUACUGAAAAAAAUGGAGUUGUUUUGGGUGGUAAAGUGUUAAGGAAUAGGGACAGCUGGUCACACAAGGAACUCUUGAAGGCCACAUGUGAAAACCUGUCACUUGCACAGAGGCCAGUCCCACUAAGGUGACCAGAGUGGGCUCCAAGCACAAACUGCCAUUGGCUAUAGAUGGGACUGUGUCCCCCCAAAAUUCAUGUGUUGGAGCCUUAACCCUCAAUGUGAUGGUAUUUGAGAUGGGGCCUUUGGUAAGGGAAGUUUAGAUGAGGUCACGAGGGUAGGACCCUCAUGAUGGGAUGAGUCCCCUUACAAGACCUCUGGCUUGGGCCGGGCGUGGUGGCUCACACCUGUAAUCCCAACACUUUGGGAGGCCAAGGCAGGUAGAUCACUUGAUGCCAGGAGUUCCAGACCAGGCUGGCCGACAUGGUGAAACCCCAUCUCUACUAAAAAAUAUAAAAAUUAGCCGGGCUUUGUGGCAUGUGCCUGUAAUCCCAGCUAUUUGGCAGGCUGAGGCAUGAGAAUCGCUUGAACCCAGGAGGUGGAGGUUACAGUGAGCUGAGAGUGCCCCACUGCACUCCAGCCUGGGUGACAGAGCGAGACUUUGUCCCAAAACAAAAUAGGUGAGGGGAUAGCGAAUGCACUCAGGGUCAGCAGUGGAGUUUAAAAAUUGUCUCUUUUCAACUUAUUUAAAUGACAGCACCUGAGAAGAGGAACCGUUUUACACUGGAUGUUUCUCAUGUAGAACAAGAAAUCUUUCUGGAAUUGAUGUUUACAUGUCUGUUGUUGGUCAUCUCUCCUGUGUCUUAAAUACUUUAAUGUUGGAAGAGCAUAGUGUUUGGGCUAGUGGGUUUCUGACAGCCCAUGGGAAUGCCCUGAAACUACUGUAUCUGAUGUUUGUUUUCGAUGAGGUUCCAUGUUUUGUUUUCUUGGGAAUAAAUUAAUAUAUUGUUUUCCA
Messenger RNA from Homo sapiens (human), 8263 nucleotides. RefSeq names its product glucosaminyl (N-acetyl) transferase 2 (I blood group) (gene GCNT2). Gene Ontology annotation, cellular component: membrane; Golgi membrane. NCBI's taxonomy places the organism in Eukaryota, Metazoa, Chordata, Mammalia, Primates, Hominidae. Gene Ontology annotation, molecular function: N-acetyllactosaminide beta-1,6-N-acetylglucosaminyltransferase activity; glycosyltransferase activity. The transcript is spliced from 4 exons. Bases 4300 to 5502 code for a protein of 400 amino acids. The record is from RefSeq and is a predicted model, not a curated record.